This is a messenger RNA of Toxoplasma gondii ME49, 573 nucleotides long. RefSeq lists its product as hypothetical. The record is from RefSeq and is a predicted model, not a curated record. The coding region runs from base 1 to 573 and encodes 190 amino acids. The transcript has a single exon. NCBI's taxonomy places the organism in Eukaryota, Apicomplexa, Conoidasida, Eucoccidiorida, Sarcocystidae.
AUGAACCUAAGAAAUUCGUACCCAAAAACGCGGUCACCCCUCAGGUGUUCGAGUAACAGGAAGAAUGGUGUGAUUUUUGCAGCAGAAGAGGAGAUGGCUCUGGUGCAUCGCUCACAGAAGCUGGGAGGAGCCCACUUCCACGAUGUGGACGUGAAUCUAGGCAGCAACAUAUACAACCUUCAAGCACUAACACGAGAGGGAAUAAGAAACGAUAUAGUUGUCAUCAACGAUCUUGAAAUUGCGUCGGAAAGCACUCUCGACCAAUGCCUACGCCACGCUGCUUGCCGCUCAGUAGCGCGUCAGCGGCGACGUCAAAAAGUGCCUUGCACACUAGAGGCGUAUUGUCUGUGUUGCAAAAGAACUGAAGCGGCCCCCAAGCAACAACGAAGGACGAGAGAUCGUUGCCAGGCUUGCCUCAGCUCAUACCCAUUACUCAUUAGUUACCGGAUUAAAGGCUGUGUUCUCCCCACAGUCCGAAGUGCCUACGAUGAUCCUUCAAACCUAAGGCAUAUGAUAGUUGCGUCCACAACAGGGGAUGGAUUCCCUUUUCCGUACCCCGUCUACACGGUAUGA